Dermacentor albipictus is the source of this 926-nucleotide messenger RNA. RefSeq names its product alpha-tocopherol transfer protein-like. Gene Ontology annotation, cellular component: membrane. Lineage: Eukaryota; Metazoa; Arthropoda; Arachnida; Ixodida; Ixodidae. Gene Ontology annotation, molecular function: phosphatidylinositol bisphosphate binding. The record is from RefSeq and is a predicted model, not a curated record.
CAUCGCAGAUUGCUUUCAAUGCACGGUACGCGUGGCGGUGCCAUACGAAGCCGCCGCUUGGUGAGCCACUUCUGGCCUCGUACGCCCAAAACCACAUCAUGAAACAACUGGAAGUCGUGGCAAGGGAAGAGCUCGGAGAAACGCCCGAACUAAAGAAAGAAUGCUUGGACAAGUUCCGGGAAAUUCUGCAAGGAGAAAAUUGUCUGCGACUUCCACCCGAUUACGUUCUUCUUAUGUUCCUGCGGGCCCGAAAGUACAGAUUGAAUGAUGCUGUAAAGACACUUAAAAAUUAUUUCCGCGCUCGCAGCAGCCUUCCUGAGUACUUCGAUAACUUCUCGCCAUCGGCAAUUCCGUACCAGACAAUCAUACGGGAGCACAAGCUGCUCGUGAUCUCAAAAGACAGAGAUUCUCAAGGAAGAGCUGUAGGAUUGAUCAGAUUCGGAGCUUGGAACAGCAGUAUCUGCUCCCUGAGUGAGUACGUCAAGAGCGCCCUCGUGGCGCUGGAGUGCCUUCUCCUUGAGGACGAGACGCAGAUACGAGGAAUUGUUUGCGCCGACGACUUUGCAGGAUUGGGGUGGCAGCAUAUCAUUGCGAUGACUCCGACAUUCCUUCGACUGCUCGUCGCUCUUGUUCAGGACACUUUCCCAUUGCGCCUUAAGGCCUUCUACAUAGUGAAAACUCCCGCUGUCUUUGAACGGAUAUUUCGUCUUUUUGUGAGGCCAUUUCUGUCGACGAAGCUUAAAGAAAGGGUGCACUUGCUCAAGGGCGGCUUGUCUGAACUCUGCGGUGUCAUCCCUUCCGAUCUAAUACCAAAGGAAAACGGCGGGACACUUGAGGACUUCGACUUCGAUAGAAUGGAGCGUUUACUCCUCGACAAAGCAAGUCACUUCGAAACAAUGCGUCAGUGCGGCUACGAAACGAAUUGA